This is a messenger RNA of Schizophyllum commune H4-8, 2700 nucleotides long. RefSeq names its product Vps51/Vps67 domain-containing protein. Gene Ontology annotation, cellular component: COG complex; Golgi apparatus. NCBI's taxonomy places the organism in Eukaryota, Fungi, Basidiomycota, Agaricomycetes, Agaricales, Schizophyllaceae. The record is from RefSeq and is a predicted model, not a curated record. The transcript is spliced from 11 exons. Gene Ontology annotation, biological process: intra-Golgi vesicle-mediated transport. Bases 1 to 2700 code for a protein of 899 amino acids.
AUGUCGAGGAGCAGCUCGGCAACGACGACCGUACAGAAUGGAGACGCUGCACCGCCAUGGACGCCUCAGCAUGUCCAUAAGCCAUCCCUGUUGCAGAGGACGACCAUAAAUGAGUCUCGACGAACGGCUUCCAUAUCCAAAGCCGUCCACGAAGGCGCCGCCCUAGAUCCAGAUGAAUUAUUCACCAAGCAUACGAUCAGUGAAGUCAAGGCGAUCCAAACGCGCUUGCGCGCCGAUGCGGACGCGAAGCAGGAGGAGCUACGGCUCAUGGUUGGAGAACGGUACCGCGACCUUCUGCAGGCGUCUACAUCCAUCAUCGCCAUCUCGCAGUCGUCAAAGCGCGUCUUGCAGGACCUAGAGGAGGCAAAGACGGAGAUACAGGCGCAAGAGCCUCCUCCAGUCUCGCAGGAGACUUCCGUGAGAAGCGACGAUGACCUACAUGCUUUGCAAUUGCUUUCCGCACACCUGAAGUUGCUCCUUGAUGCACCCGAGCAUCUGUGGCGAUUGCUCGAGCGCAAGAAGUACUUCUCAGCCGCCUGGCUUUUCCUCCUGUCGCGAGUCGUACAUCAAGCACUACUCCAGAACGACGAUGAAGAGACAUGGUCGCGAAGUGGGAUAGAUGUGAUGGCUCAGUUCCCCCUCAUUCAACGCCAGUGGGAGGUGGUGGCGCAGUUUCGGUCACAAAUAAUACACAAAGCUGCCCUCCACUUACGAUUGCACGAUGCAUCAGACGAGGACACUUGUGCUACACUGCUAACCCUGCAUCUUCUGGACGCCAGGCCACUUACCGAUACGUUCGUCACCCUGCUAUCCCAAAGGUCAAGAACGCUACAGACGAUGCUUUCUCGGAACCCUCGCGAGAUCUCUCGGCCUGGUACUCCUUCAACACCAACAACUUCGAAUGGAGUCGCAACGGAUGCGAAGGGUGCGGGAGCGCGUAGGAAGCCCGUGCAAGAAGUACGAGAUGCUGUACUGGCCGCGUUGCAGCUCAUCGCGCACACGGUCAUUUCGGCGCGGCGCAUAUACCGGGAUGACGCAACUUCGCCGGGACUGGCCCUUCGCGUACUUCAGUUCAUCCAGUCAGACUCGCACGAGAUCUCUGACCUUCCGGUGGAUCUAUCAUUGACAACCCAAUCCCUUCUUGCAACGUUGCCAUCCUCGACACACUUCCAACUUCUGCCACCGACCUUACGAGCAUACAAGCCCUAUGUCGACCUCAGCUCCUCCAGUUCGACCGUUUCGCAAGACGACUUCACCCAGCGCUUGGAUGCCUGGUUCCGCACAUCCUGCAAGAACCUCAAAACAGCCAUUGAGCGGUGGUUUGCGGACCUGGAAACGGUCAAGGAGGUCUGGGGCGUCCGGAAGGCCAUCCUGAAAUGGAUUGCGGGAGAAUCAGGACUAGAGGGAGGAGAAGCUACACACAUCGAGUCCGUGUUCGACGACUUGUGUCGGCAACGUCUGGUCGGGAUCUGGAAGGCGGCAUUCCUUGAUGCGGAGCGGGCUUUUGAGCGGCAGCUCACCGCUGCCGUUUCGACUCUAAAGACUGGCGGCGAGCCCACAAUUGAUAGCUCGCCUCUGGAGUUCCUCUUCCAAGCCCCGUCGCUCCCUGCCGUUGCACAAAUGGGGUCAACUCACGGCGACGGUCUGUUUCACAAGUACAAAACAUCACUGCGAUAUCAGCUUCUCGGUCGAACAACUUUGCUGAAUGAUGUGCUAUCCGCGUUGGAAGACUGUGCUCGGACAUUGCAGCAGAGUUUUGCGCAUAUAAUUGGCCACGCAUCUGAGACCGACGCACGCCUUCUCGAUGAACUUCGGGCGACGUGUCGGCCAGACGCCGAGGCUGUCUGUACCAACGUUUUGCGCGUUAUGGCGUCCCUCAUCAUCCAUCCUCAAACGUUCGCAGAUUCUUCCAUUCAUAGCCUUCUCUUCGUCGGCCGCCUUGCAGAGAAUCUCAACACCGGUUCAUCUUUCGUCAGAGACCUGAGUUGCAGCGAUGAAUUUCGCGAAGAUUUCCGGGUGAAGACCAGAGAUCUGCACGACCGUGUUAUUGAUCAAUGGAGAAUGUACACGGUAGACCGCGUUAUACACCAACACAAGCUACAUGAGCCUGGCGUUACGGGGACAUCAACUGCAGCUUUCUCACCCUCUUUUGCGCUCGUUAAUGCGUUGUGCGAACUAUCGAACGCUGUUCAGCAACUGGGGCUCCACCGGGACCAGACGCGGCAGCAACGGCUUGCUGGCGACACCCUCCGUCUCUUCCUCCAGCAACUCGCAACAGACCGAUGGAAAUCCGAGGGCUUCCAUGCCCUCUGCGACGCCGGUUUCCUGCGCGCCUUAACUGGCCUUUGGGGUCCAGAUUGGAGCGACAUCGCCUCCGUAUUGGACGACAAAAUCCAGCAGGUACGCCCGAGUCUCGCCCACCCUCCCCGCGACACGCAUACUCAUCCGGCUCUCGCGCAGCUCAACCCGCAGGGCGAAAUACGAGACGCGGCCGAGCUGGAGCGCGGCGCGGCGGCGUACCUUGCGCGAGUGCAGGUCCUGCUCGCAGGCUUGCUGCCCGCGCGUGAGGGAGCGAAGAGCGAGCUGCUGCGGUACGGCACGCCCGUGGUCGGGCAGGAGUUCCAGCCCGCGCUCGAGCUCGCAAAGCCUGGCGCGCGCUUCGGGCUGCUGCUCGUCGGCGGCGCGGGCGGGACGGUGUGA